Messenger RNA from Sordaria macrospora k-hell, 600 nucleotides. RefSeq lists its product as uncharacterized. Lineage: Eukaryota; Fungi; Ascomycota; Sordariomycetes; Sordariales; Sordariaceae. The record is from RefSeq and is a predicted model, not a curated record.
AUGGGAAGGAUCUUUGGAGCAACAUCUCUGGGGGCACCUGCUAUUGACCGAAAAGAGUCCUGCCUCUCAAGCGUCAAAGACAUCACCUCUCAACUCAGUGCCUCCAUUUUCCUUCCUGUCGUACCCCCACAGAGGAGCACGUCUGCUCCGCCCGUGAGUAACCAGGAGCCUUUGCGGCUAGAGCUGAAGCAGCAAAAGGAGCAUGAGCGAGUAGGGGCUUUGCUACGAGGUGUUUCCCAGGACUUCAGUCAGACCUUGGCUGAGCCCAUGUCUUCUGUUCCUUUGGCUCAGUGCCCAGUCCCAACCACCUCCACUGCUCGCGCUCGCACCGGCGAACAAGCUGGCCAGGCCCCAUUUCUCUCGACUGCUGGUGUUGAUUCUCCCAGUUGCGCUGCCAUCACAGCAGCUGUCACUGCCCAAGCAGCUACUUCUGUUUCUCCUGGUGGCAUUGCGGGUGUUGUCGAUGGUGCUUUGCCGUGCCGUCGUCUGGAAAAGGAAUCGGCUCGCAUUGGGAAUCAUGUGAAGCGCGGAAUGAAGAGCAUUGACAAAGAAUACAAGCUAGAGCUCAAGCUGCUCAAGGAAAACGCGAGAAUUGCUUGA